AUGAAAGAAGAACUUGGGGCUAUAGAAAGAAACAAGACCUGGGAGUUAAUUGAGCUUCCAAGGAAUAAGAAAGUCAUCAGUGUCAUAUGGGUUUACAAGGUGAAACUAAAGCCAGAUGGAUCAAUUAGCAAACACAAAGCAAGGUCAUUAGCUAGAGCAUUUCUCCAGAAAUCUAGACUAGAUUACUUUGAGGUGUUUGAUCAUGAAGCUUAUGUAUCACAAGCUCCUAGAGUCUGGAAUUUGAAAAUUGAUUUAUUUUUCAAGCUUCAAGGAUUCAUAAAAUGUAAGAUGGAUUAUGGUUUUUAUGUUCAACAUACAUCUGAUAACAAUAUGAUUCUGCUGAAGUAUGAACUUGAGAUUUUGAAGAGAUUUGAGUUGAUGAAUUGCAAGUCUGCAAUCACACCUACUGAAACAAAUCACAAGUUGGAUUUUGAUGUUGAGGGUGAUUAUGUAGAUUGUAUAACUUUUAAACAGUUGUUGGAAUAA
Messenger RNA from Lathyrus oleraceus (garden pea), 486 nucleotides. RefSeq lists its product as uncharacterized. The transcript has 4 exons. The record is from RefSeq and is a predicted model, not a curated record. Bases 1 to 486 code for a protein of 161 amino acids. Lineage: Eukaryota; Viridiplantae; Streptophyta; Magnoliopsida; Fabales; Fabaceae.